Euleptes europaea (tarantolino) is the source of this 1460-nucleotide messenger RNA. RefSeq names its product diacylglycerol O-acyltransferase 1 (gene DGAT1). Gene Ontology annotation, molecular function: diacylglycerol O-acyltransferase activity. Gene Ontology annotation, cellular component: endoplasmic reticulum membrane. Lineage: Eukaryota; Metazoa; Chordata; Lepidosauria; Squamata; Sphaerodactylidae. The transcript has 17 exons. The record is from RefSeq and is a predicted model, not a curated record. The coding region runs from base 1 to 1455 and encodes 484 amino acids. Gene Ontology annotation, biological process: triglyceride biosynthetic process.
AUGUUCACUCUGCUCUGUGACGGGGGAGGCGGAGAGCUUGAUGAGUUUGAGAGACCCUGGGUCAGUGGGGAGGAGCCGGGGCCCGUGGGCAAGGAGCUCGGCUUCCUGGCAGGGCCUUUUGGAGAGACUUUGGCAGCGAUCACUUUCACUCUGUGUGUCUCUAACCCCUCUGUCUCCCCCCUCCUCAGGUGCCACAGACUUCAGGAUUCCUUGCUCAGCUCGGCCAGUGGCUACAGCAACUACCGGGGGAUCUUGAACUGGUGUGUCGUCAUGCUGGUCUUGAGCAACGCCCGCCUCUUCCUAGAGAAUCUCAUCAAGUACGGCAUCCUGGUGGAUCCCAUCCAGGUCAUCUCCCUGUUCCUGAAGGACCCCUAUAGCUGGCCCGCAUUGUGCCUUAUUAUUGUGGCCAAUGUGUUUGCGCUGGCGGCUCUGCACACGGAGAAGAGGCUGGCCACAGGCUCCUUGUCAGAGUUCAGUGGGACCGUCCUCCACACCAUCAACCUCCUGACAAUCUUGUGCUUCCCGGCACUUGUGGUGCUGGCUGUGACAUCAAUCACUCCAGUGGGGGCUGUGUUUGCGCUGGCCAUUCACACCGUCCUCUUCCUCAAGCUCUUCUCCUUCAAGGACGUGAACAGGUGGUGCCGGGAGAGGAGGUGCACCAAGGGAAGCCCAGCGCCACGCUCCAGCUCUGCCAAUGGGGACAAGGCCCCGAGCGGAGUGACUUACCCGGCAAACCUGACCUACCGAGACUUGUACUACUUCCUGUUUGCACCAACUCUGUGCUACGAGCUGAAUUUCCCCCGUUCCCCCCGGAUCCGAAAGCGCUUCCUGCUGCGGCGGCUCUUUGAGAUGCUCUUCUUCCUGCAGCUGCUCGUGGGGCUGAUUCAGCAAUGGAUGGUCCCCACCAUACAGAACUCCAUGAAGCCUUUCCGGGACAUGGACUACUCCAGGAUCAUAGAGCGCCUCCUGAAGCUGGCUGUUCCCAACCACCUGAUCUGGCUCAUCUUCUUCUACUGGUUCUUCCACUCCAGUUUGAACGUGAUAGCGGAAGUCAUGCAGUUCGGAGACCGGGAGUUCUACCGGGACUGGUGGAACUCUGAAACCGUGACCUAUUUUUGGCAGAACUGGAACAUUCCAGUCCACAAAUGGUGCCUGAGGCAUUUCUACAAGCCCAUGAUCAAGAGGGGUGUCAGGAAGUGUACGGCACAGACGGCUGUGUUCUUGGCUUCUGCCUUCUUCCAUGAGUACCUGGUGAGCGUGCCCUUGAAGAUGUUCCGUCUUUGGGCUUUCAUGGGAAUGAUGGCUCAGAUCCCCCUGGCCUGGUUUGUCGGACGGUUUCUGCAGGGCAACUACGGCAAUGCCGCUGUGUGGAUCUCCCUGAUCAUCGGGCAGCCGGUCGCUGUCCUGAUGUACGUGCACGACUACUAUGUGCUGAACUACGAAGGAAGGCAAUGACGGGG